This is a messenger RNA of Myxocyprinus asiaticus (Chinese sucker), 2092 nucleotides long. RefSeq names its product aldehyde dehydrogenase 3 family, member A2a (gene aldh3a2a). The transcript has 11 exons. Gene Ontology annotation, molecular function: aldehyde dehydrogenase (NAD+) activity. Gene Ontology annotation, biological process: aldehyde metabolic process. NCBI's taxonomy places the organism in Eukaryota, Metazoa, Chordata, Actinopteri, Cypriniformes, Catostomidae. The record is from RefSeq and is a predicted model, not a curated record. Gene Ontology annotation, cellular component: cytoplasm. The coding region runs from base 73 to 1539 and encodes 488 amino acids.
GAAAUAGAUUUGUAACACGAACGAAGUUGGUGUGGCUUCGCGUUCAAAGUUUAGGCUCUCAGACUUGUUAAAAUGUCUCGGGAGCAGCUGGCUGUCCAGCAGGCUAGAAGGGUUUUCCUGACUGGAAGAUCUAAACCCCUGGAAUACAGAAUUAAACAGCUAAAAAACCUAAAGCGAUUCAUUACAGAGAGACAAAAGGAAAUUGUGGAUGCCCUUAGAAAAGAUCUCUAUAAGAGUGAAAAUGCGACACAUCUAUAUGAGAUCGUAGGCUUGGAGGGUGAAAUCAAUCUGGCUGUCAGCAAACUGGCUGAGUGGGCAGCCCCUCGUCCUGUGACCAAAAACCUUCUGACCAUCUCAGAUGAGGUGUACAUACAGCCAGAACCCCUUGGUGUUGUGCUUAUCAUUGGGGCCUGGAACUAUCCAAUAGCAGUUACACUACAACCCCUUGUUGGUGCAAUUGCUGCUGGUAAUGCUGCAGUAGUGAAACCAUCAGAAGUUUGCUCUCACACAGCCAAAGUGAUGGAGCUCCUGCCUCUCUACUUGGACCCUGAAAUGUAUCCAGUGGUGACAGGAGGCGUUCCAGAGACCCAGGAACUGCUGAAGCAGCGUUUCGACCACAUCUUUUAUACGGGAAACAGCACAGUGGGGAAACUAGUUAUGGAAGCAGCUGCUCACCAUCUCACUCCAGUGACUUUAGAACUGGGAGGAAAGAGCCCCUGUUAUAUUGAUAAGACCUGUGAUAUUAGAAUCGCAUGCCGCCGCAUCACUUGGGGAAAGUAUGUCAACUGUGGUCAAACCUGCAUUGCACCUGAUUACAUCCUCUGUGAACCCAGCAUCCAAGACAUCGUGAUUGAUGAGAUCCAGAAAUGCAUCAAGGAGUUUUAUACGGAUGACCCCAAGAGCUUUGCAGAUUAUGGGCGCAUUAUAAAUCAGCGCCAUUUCAAGAGGAUAAUGGCACUUAUUGAGGAUAGCACAGUGGCUAUAGGAGGAGAGAAUGAUGAAUCAGAGUGUUAUAUUGCUCCCACUGUUUUGAGGGAUGUGACAUUAGAAUCCAAAGUGAUGCAGGAAGAGAUCUUUGGGCCAAUUCUUCCUAUUAUAACUGUAAAUGGUUUAAAAGAAGCCAUUCAGUUGAUCAAUGAACGAGAAAAGCCACUAGCACUCUAUGUUUUCUCUUCCAGUAACAAGGUCAUCAAACAGAUGAUAUCGGAGACAUCUAGUGGAGCGCUCAUAGCCAAUGACUGUCUGGUGCAUUUCACCAUAAGUGAUUUGCCUUUUGGUGGUGUUGGGAAUAGUGGAACUGGUUGCUACCAUGGCAAAUACAGUUUCGAUCAACUGAGUCACCUUCGCAGCUGUCUCAUUAAGAAGCUGAACAUGGAGUUAGUUAAUCAGAUGCGUUACCCUCCCCACACAUCAGAGAAGUUACGUUGGGCUCGUAUUCUUCUCUUGAAGCAAGUAAAUCUGGCUAGGUGGCGUCGAAUGGCACAGGUUGCUAUGCUUGCUGCGCUGGCAACUUUUGUGGUGCAGAGGUUUUUGCGAUGACUCGCAAGAGGAGGAGGACUAACUAAAGAUUGUCCUUCUGGACCCACAGCUAUCACAUCGUCAUCUUAGUGUAAUAUGAUUGCUGUGCUGUAGUUUUUACUCUGCAUAUGAAUGCAAACAAUGUUACAAACAUCCAACUAAUGAAUGGUAUAUAUUUAUACAUUUUAUAAAUGAAAUUUGUCUGAAAUGAAUCACCACAUGCAUCAUAAUUGUACACCUUGCUGAAUCAGUUGAUAUUCUUUAGAUUGACUUGUUUAUCAUCACUUUUUGUUGUCAAAUGGUAUGUAAACAGAUUGUGUAAUAGGGGCAAUAUUAGGCUAACUAUCAUUUAACAAUAAUUAAAGCAGACAAUAGAACCAAAUCUAAUGAUCAUUGUGCAUUCAGAUGUGUUGAUACAUAAAUCAGAGUUUCAUGAAAUUUCUAGCCAUCUGAAUGUACACUAAUCUGUUAAGCAUUAUGUAACUGAAGUUAUUAUGAAGUGUUGUGUAACCCAAGAUUUCAUAUCAAUGGUGGGAUUUUGUGCAUCAUAUUAAAUAAACUGUAUUAAGCUGUU